UCAAAAAAAAAAAAAAAAUAUAUAUAUAUAUAUAUACACACACACACACACACACACACACACACAGACACACACAAAUGACCAAGAAGUGCUUGAAAAGAUCCUCGUCGCCCUUAGUCACUGGGGAAAUGCAAAUCAAAACCACAAUAAGAUGCCAUUGCCUACCCAUUAGAAUGGCGAUAAUAUAAAAUAAAUAGAAAUAAAUGUACGGAGGGGAAAGCUCACUGCCGGCGCCGUGCGAAGUGCUGUGCUCGCUGCGGGGGAAAGCUGAGCAGUUCCGCAUCAAGGUACACACACAGUUUCAUGCGACUCAGCGGGCAUGUGUUACAGACCAAAAACAAGUGAAAACAGGUGUUCAAACAAAGGCUUGUCUGUAAAUGUUCACAGCAGCACUGUCCACAAUAUGCAAAAGGGGCGGGGCACCGCGGCUCAGGCCUGUAAUCCCAGCUCUUUGGGAGGCCAAGGUGAGUGGAUUGCUUGAGGCCAAGAGUUCGAGACCAGCCUGGCCAACAUAGCGAAACCCCCUCUCCGCUGACGAUACAAAAAUAAAUGGCCAGGCACAGCGGCUCACACCUGUGAUCCCAGCACUUUGAGAGGCUGAGGUGGGUGGAUCACCUGAGGUCAGGAAUUUGAGACCAGCCUGGGCAACGUGGUGAAACCCCAUCUCUACUAAAAAUACGAACAUUAACCAGGCAUGGUGGCCGGUGCCUGUAAUCCCAGCCACUAGGGAGGCUGAGGCUGGAGAAUCGCUUGAACCUGGGAGGCGGAGGCUGCGGUGAGCCGAGAUCUAGUCAGCGCACUCCAGCCUGGGGGAUGCGGUGGGUGGCGCACACCCGUAAACCCCGUUACUCAGAAGUUUUCCAUCUGGGGAGUAGAAAGUUCUGGAAGGAAACAGCAGUGGUGGCUGUACGACUUCGUGACUGUGCGGAGUAUCGGUUUAUACUUCAAAAUGGCUAAAAUGCUAAGUUUCACGUUGUGCGUAUUUUCUCACGAUAAAAAUAAACUCAGCUGUAGAGAACAAUUUAAAAAUGGGCAAGAGACGUGAAGCCACAUUUAACCCACAACAAGCUGCCAAUGGACAUAAGCGCCUGGAAAGAGGUUGUGUCCCAGCCAUUGGGGAAAUGCAACCGAGACCACAGCAAGGAGCAGCCUCGCAGCCAGAACCGCGGAAGCUAAACAUAGCGGCUGCAGCGACUUCGAGUGACAGUGUGCGGAGAAAGUGAGGCCAGGGCGGGCGGAUCACCUGAGGUCAGGAGUCUGAGACCAGCCUGGCCAACAGGGUGAAAUACCGUCUCUGCUAAAAAUACAAAAAUUAGCCGGGCACGACGGUGCACGCAUGUAAUCCCAGCUACCUGGGGGACCAAGGUGUGACAAUUGCUUGAACCCGGGAGGCAGAGGUUGCAGGGAGCCGAGAUGGCCCCACUGCACUCCAGCCUGGGCAACAGAGCGAGACUGUCUCAAAAAAAAAAAAAAAAAAAAAAAGGCCAGGCGCGGUGGCUCACGCCUGUAAUCCCAGCACUUUGGGAGGCUGAGGCGGGUGGAUCACGAGGUCAAGAGAUCGAGACCAUCCUGGUCAACAUGGUGAAACCCCGUCUCUACUAAAAAUACAAAAAAUUAGCUGGGCAUGGUGGCACGUGCCUGUAAUCCCAGCUACUCGGGAGGCUGAGGCAGGAGAAUUGCCUGAACCCAGGAGGCGGAGGUUGCGGUGAGCCGAGAUCGCGCCAUUGCACUCCAGCCUGGGUAACAAGAGCGAAACUCUGUCUCAAAAAUAAAUAAAUAAAUAAAUAAAAAUAAAAGAAAAAAGAAAAAGCACGCGAGUCUCGUGGAAAAUCAAAGGGCCUGACGGCGUUUCCCUUCCACUCAGUCCACGGUGUAUAAAUGGGUCACAGACGCUGGACAAGAUGCUCCACAGCGCGGGUCAUUAGGGAGAUGAACUCAAGCGCGCAGUGGCACCCACGGAUCGCGACGGCAGCAAAACCCAGAAAACGACGAGCCCCGCCCUUGCUGCACGGCUGGGAGGUGCCGUCUGCGGAGCUGCCGCGGGAAACGUGGGGUGAGUGUUGAACACGGAAUUACCGUCACCAGCAAAUCCUCGUAACUGUACACGCAGAGCGCCGGAAAACGGGACCUGCGGGGCGUGUCCGUGUCCGUGGCAGCGCUAAGCCGCCGCCCAGAGUGUCCAUGGAGAGACCCACGGAUGAAGGACGUGGACCCGCCACACGGCGGGACGCGGGUCACCGUGAAAGGGAAGGAGAGUCCGACACAGGCCGCGGACCAGCCGGUCGCCAAAGGACAAAUCCCGCGGGGCUCCCCGUGCGCGCCGUCCCGGGAGGCGGAUGGGCGGGGCGGGCGUUGAACCGGGACUAACCCCAACCCCGCGAGGAGCGCCGCGGCGGCACAGCGAGGCCAGGGAGCCUCAGGGCUCUGAACCGGGCACUUGAAAGGGAUCCAGUGCCAGCGCCCGCAGCGCCAGGGCUCAGGCCUUCCCGGGACCACCGCGCCUUCCCAAGGCUGAAGCCGAGAUGAGGUCGCCCCUCCGCAGCUCCGGCCGCCGCCCCUUCCCCGGGGACCCCCAGCGCCCCCCGAGCCCACGCCAAGCCCUGGCCCCUCACUCCAGCGCCCCGCAGGCUCCGAGGCUUCGAGGUGCUGUUCCCGCUGAGGGUCCCGCGCCCCCUUCGCCCCCUUUACCCCCCAGGCCCGGAUCCCCGCCCCCAGCAGCCGAGGGGCGCCAGCGCGGCGGAGGGGGCCGGAGGCGGCCCGGGCGACAGCUGGGGGGGCGGCCCUGACCUUCCCGAGAUCGCUGGGCGCGGCCGGGCCCCGUGGAGCCGGGGCGGUGCUGGGCGCCCCCGGCCCGUCCCCCUUCCGGGCGCCGCCAUAAAGGGGCCGUGCCGGGCCCCCGGGCCGUGGCCGCCGCGAUCCGCACCCACGACCGGCCCCGCCAUGGUCCCCCGGCCCCUGCUGCUGCUGCUGCUGCUCCUCGGGGGCUCCGCCGCGCGCCCCGCACCCCCCCGGGCCCCGCGACACUCGGACGGGACGUUCACCAGCGAGCUCAGUCGCCUGCGGGAGGGCGCCCGGCUGCAGCGGCUGCUGCAGGGCCUGGUGGGGAAGCGCAGCGAGCAGGAGGCGGAGAACAGCACAGCCUGGUCCAGGCUGGGAACCGGCCUGCUCUGCCUGUCCAGGUCCGACACGCCCAACCUACAGGCCUGGAUGCCCCUGAGGGCCCCCUUGGACAGGGCCUGGUCUCCCUGGCUGCCCGAUGGGCCCGGGCCUGGGGUUAUGGUUUCAGAAGGAGCCGGUGGCGCUGCUGCAGAAGGAACCCUGCGGCCCAGAUGAGGAAGGGACCCCCUCGCCACCCGCCAGGCCCAGAGCGGAGCUGCACUUGUGUUGAGGGGCGGGUUUGGGAAAGGGGGGGCUACUUGGCACCAAUAAAGGAGGAAUCAGACCCAGAC
Messenger RNA from Callithrix jacchus (white-tufted-ear marmoset), 3449 nucleotides. It is a transcript of the gene SCT, whose product is annotated as secretin. NCBI's taxonomy places the organism in Eukaryota, Metazoa, Chordata, Mammalia, Primates, Cebidae. Gene Ontology annotation, cellular component: extracellular region. Gene Ontology annotation, molecular function: hormone activity. Gene Ontology annotation, biological process: brain development; positive regulation of somatostatin secretion; positive regulation of pancreatic juice secretion. The record is from RefSeq and is a predicted model, not a curated record.